Messenger RNA from Didymella exigua CBS 183.55, 3701 nucleotides. RefSeq lists its product as uncharacterized. Gene Ontology annotation, molecular function: ribosomal large subunit binding; tRNA binding. Gene Ontology annotation, biological process: ribosome-associated ubiquitin-dependent protein catabolic process; rescue of stalled cytosolic ribosome. The record is from RefSeq and is a predicted model, not a curated record. Bases 89 to 3448 code for a protein of 1119 amino acids. The transcript has 3 exons. NCBI's taxonomy places the organism in Eukaryota, Fungi, Ascomycota, Dothideomycetes, Pleosporales, Didymellaceae. Gene Ontology annotation, cellular component: RQC complex.
GCGCCUGUCAACUUUGUCAUUCGUCAUUCGUCAUUCGUCAUUCGUCAUUCGUCGUAGCACCCCGCCAGACUUUGCACACGACACAACCAUGAAGCAGCGAUUCUCGAGCCUAGACGUCAAGGUCAUUGCGCACGAACUGUCCAAGACGCUGACGUCGUUGCGCGUCACCAACGUGUAUGAUCUCUCAUCCCGCAUCUUCCUGAUCAAAUUCCACAAGCCCGACCACCGCGAACAGCUGCUCAUCGACUCGGGCUUCCGCUGCCAUCUCACCGAAUAUGCCCGCACCACCGCCGCCGCGCCCUCGGCCUUUGUUGCCAAACUGCGCAGGUACCUGAAGACCAGGAGGGUCACCUCCGUCUCGCAAGUCGGCACCGAUCGCAUCCUCGAGUUCCAGUUCUCCGACGGCCUCUACCGGCUGUAUCUCGAAUUCUACGCCGGCGGCAACAUCGUCCUGACCGAUGGCGACCUGAACAUCCUGGCGCUCCUGCGCAACGUCGAGGAGGGCGAAGAGCACGAGAAGCUCAGAGUGGGACUGCAGUACAACUUGUCCCUGCGACAGAACUACGGCGGCACCCCCAAACUCACAAAGGACCGCAUCCGCCAGGGCCUGCAGAAGGCCGUCGACCGCCAGCAAGCGCAGCCCGAGGCCACUGGCAAAAAGCUCAAAAAGGCAGGAAAAGACGCGCUGAGGAAGGCACUGGCUACCUCCAUCACCGAGUUGCCACCGCUGCUCGUCGACCACGCCCUCCACGUUGCAAAGUAUGACUCGACACUGAAGCCAGAGCAAGUGCUUGCCGACGAUGGACUUUUGGAUCAGCUCUUGGCCGUCUUGCACGAUGCCCUGAGGAUAACAAAGGAGAUCACCGAACCGGAUCAGGUGAAGGGAUACAUUCUCGCCAAGCCCAACCCUGCAGCACCGAGCGCAGAAGAGGAGCGCUCCGGGAAGGGCAGGCUUCUGUACGAUGACUUCCACCCUUUUCGACCUGCGCAAUUUGAAAACACAGACAUCGAGUUCCUCGAGUUUGACAUGUUCGGCAAGGCUGUCGACGACUUCUUCUCAUCCAUCGAGGGCCAGAAGCUCGAGUCGAAGCUGCAAGAGCGCGAAGCACACGCAAAGAAGAAGCUGGAGAAGGCCCGCAAGGAGCACGAGGAGCGCAUCGGUGGGCUUCAGAAGGCGCAAGAGCUGGACUUCCGCAAAGCCGAGGCCAUCCUCGCCAACGUACACCGCGUCACUGAAGCGACAGAUGCCAUCAACGGCCUCAUCACACAAGGAAUGGACUGGGUCGACAUUGGUCGCUUGAUUGAGCGAGAGCAGACUGCAGGGAACCCUGUUGCUCAGCUGAUCAAGCUGCCCCUGAAGCUGCAGGAGAACACCAUCACGCUCCUUCUCGACGAGAACACCUGGUCAGAAGGGCAAGACGAGGAAGAUGAGGGCAACAACACCAGCUCGGUAAGUGAAGACACCGACGAUGAGGGCGGCAACAACAACGACAACAACAACAACGACGACGACAACAACAACAACAACAACAACAACAAGAAGAAAGCUGCGCCUGUCAAGGUAGCCGCACAGCCCAAGCUUUCCAUCGACAUCGACCUUGGUCUGUCAGCUUGGGCAAACUCGACCGAGUACUUUGAUUCGAAAAAGACAGCUGCCAGCAAGGAAGAGCGCACACUGCAGGCGUCCGAGCGAGCGCUCAAGAGCCACGAGAAGAAGGUCGCCGAGGAUCUCAAAAAGGGCCUGAAGCAGGAGAAGGAGGUGCUGCGGCCGGUGCGCAAGCAGCAGUGGUUCGAGAAGUUCAUCUACUUCAUCUCCUCUGAUGGCUACCUUGUGCUUGGUGGAAAGGACGCCCAGCAAAACGAGAUCAUCUACCGGCGAUACCUGCGCAAGGGCGAUGUCUAUGUCCACUCGGACCUGAAGGGCUCCAUUCCCAUGAUCAUCAAAAACAACCCCAACACGCCGGACGCGCCGAUCCCACCCUCGACGUUGUCACAGGCAGGCAAUCUGUCCGUCUGCACGUCAGAGGCAUGGGACUCGAAAGCCGUCAUGUCGGCGUGGUGGGUCCUUGCGGAUCGUGUCACAAAGACUGGUCAGACUGGAGAGUUCCUGGCGCCUGGUGUCUUCAACAUCACGGGCAAGAAAGAGUACCUGCCACCAGCUCAGCUUAUCGUUGGUCUCGGUGUCAUGUUCGAGAUCAGCGAGGACAGCAAGGCUCGCCACCACAAGCACCGCGUGCAGGGUGGCGUUCUCGCACCCACAACCGCAGAGGAAGAAGCGAGGCUGGCACAGGAGAAGAAGGCAGACGAGGCAAACAAGGACGCGGACAGCGAUGACGACGAUGCUUUCCCGGAUGCCAAGAUGGCGUCUGAUUCUGAGGAGGACUUUCCUGAUGCGAAGAUGGACGACUCAGACGAGAGCGAUGCUGAGUCUGACGCCGAUGCACCUGCAAACCCUCUGCAGUCCAAGACUGCUGACCAGAAGGCUGACUCCGAGGAGGAAGACGAGGACGUACCCUCGCCACAGAGCGAGACCGCUCCCAAGGACGAGAAGGGCAAGUCAGAUAGCAAGUCCGGCAUCCGCCACCUGUCGGCGCGCGAACGCCGUCUCAUGAGGAAGGGACAGUCGCCCGAUGCAACGCCUGGCUCAGCAGCCAACGAAAACGACGAUGACGGCCACUCCGCCGGCGACGAAUCGAAGCCUGCCACAAGAGCUCCGCCCACCGUGGCAUCACAAGCUACAAAGAACAGCGCAGCACCCCUUCCCCGCGGCAAGCGUGGCAAAGCAAAGAAGCUCGCCACCAAAUACGCCGCGCAGGACGAAGAAGACCGCGCCCUGGCGAUGCGCCUCCUGGGCUCCAAAUCGGGGCAAGUCGCCGCCGAAGACGCCGCGAACGAGGUCCGCAAAAAGGAAGAAGAAACGCAGGCCAACAAGCAGCGGCGCCGGGAGCAGCACCAGCGCGCCCAGGACAAGGGCAAAGCCGCCGAAGAAGCGCGGCGCGCGGCUCUCGACAACGACGACGAGGCCGAAGACGACGAGCAGCUCAAGACCAAUCUGCUGAGUCUGGACGCUUUCACCGGCCGUCCGCUCCCCGGCGACACGCUCCUGAGCGCCAUCCCCGUCGCGGCGCCCUGGGCCGCGCUCGCAACGUACAAGUACAAAGCCAAGAUCCAGCCCGGGUCAACCAAGCGCGGCAAGGCGGUCAAGGAGAUCCUGUCCAUCUGGGACCACGCGGGCAAGGACCCCAAGGUGCUGGACAAGCACAGCGCGGACGUGGAGCGCAUCUGGCCGCGCGAGAUUGAGCUCGUGCGCGCGUGGAAGGAGACGGAGGUCGUCAGCGUGCUGCCCGUGGCCAAGGUGCGCGUCAUGAUCGCUGGCGGGCGUCGCGGAGCGGCGGCCGCUAAGGGUAAGAAGAGCGCGAGGGGGGGGAGGGGGAGUAAGAAGAAGUAGACAGUGAACAUGUAAAGAAGUAGACAGUGAACAUGUAAAGAAGUAGACGAGGCCGGGCUAAAUGGACGUUGAGACUCACACACCUCGCUCGCCGAUCGAACCUACAGCGCACCCUACCUCCUCGCCUGCACCCAUGCCCAUACACCCAGCUCCGUGCCUUGUGUGUCUCUUCGUUCUUCCUUCUUGCCCACGCACUUCCGCACUCCGCCAGCCCCCACCACGCCAAGUCACCUCCCGCACUUCUUCGUCCCCC